AUGAAGAAAUCAAAGGACCCAUUUGAGGUAGCUUUUGAGGAGCAAGAGGAGACACCUCCGGAAUCCCCUGUUGCUGUCAAUGAGAAUGAAAUGCAGACUUCGGCGGGGCCCACCAUGACUGGCGGCGAAGAUGUGGACACAAAUGCAAAUAUAAGUGCUUCAGUCCCAGCUUCCAGGCCUCCUGUGCCGGUGGGGGCUGCCGGCCCGGUUGGGAAGAAUAAGGAAGAUGAUGAGGAAGAGGAGGAAGAGAACAUGGAGGUUGAGCUCGGAAAGUUCCGCGGGGGUGGUGAUCCUGCAAAAAUGGCUAAGAUGCAUGAACUUUUAGCUCAAUUCACGGAGGAGCAGUUGAAUAGAUACGAAUUAUUUCGAAGGUCUGGAUUUCAGAGAUCUAACAUGAAACGGUUAUUAACAAGUAUAACCGGAAGUCCGAAAAUCACGGUUCACAUGACAAUUGUAAUGUCUGGAAUAGCAAAAAUGUUUGUUGGGGAGCUUGUUGAAGCAGCCAGAAUAGUGAUGUCUGAGAGGGGGGAUACGGGACCAAUCAGGCCAUGCCACAUUAGAGAAGCUUACAGGAGAUUGAAACUGGAAGGCAAGAUCCCAAAACGAUCUGUGCCAAGGUUGUUCCGCUGA
Molecule: messenger RNA, 630 nt
Organism: Striga hermonthica
Lineage: Eukaryota; Viridiplantae; Streptophyta; Magnoliopsida; Lamiales; Orobanchaceae
Source: the annotation of a GenBank genome assembly